AUGACUGCAGUGUACGUUAAUGGAGGCGGCCUGGUGAACCCCCACUAUGCCAGGCGGGAGCGGCGGGAGAGCGUGGGAAGUGGCUGCCAGACAGAGUGCAGCAAGGAGGACGAAGACGGACAGCGUCGCCAGCUGACACCCUUUGAGAAGCUGACCCAGGACAUGUCCCAAGAUGAGAAGGUGGUGAGAGAGAUCACGCUGGGGAAACGGAUCGGCUUCUACCGAAUCCGAGGGGAAAUUGGAAGUGGAAACUUUUCCCAAGUGAAGCUGGGGAUUCACUCCCUGACCAAAGAAAAGGUGGCCAUUAAGAUCCUGGACAAGACCAAGUUAGACCAGAAAACUCAAAGGCUACUAUCUCGUGAAAUCUCCAGCAUGGAAAAACUGUACCAUCCCAACAUUAUCCGUCUUUACGAAGUUGUGGAGACUCUGUCCAAGCUUCAUUUGGUGAUGGAGUAUGCAGGAGGUGGGGAGCUCUUUGGGAAAAUUAGCACUGAAGGGAAGCUCUCAGAACCAGAAAGCAAGCUCAUCUUCUCCCAGAUCGUGUCCGCUGUGAAGCACAUGCAUGAAAACCAAAUUAUUCACAGAGAUCUGAAAGCAGAAAAUGUGUUCUAUACCAGUAACACUUGUGUGAAGGUGGGUGAUUUUGGAUUCAGCACAUUAAGUAAAAAAGGUGAAAUGUUGAACACUUUCUGCGGGUCUCCUCCCUACGCUGCACCUGAACUUUUCCGAGACGAGCACUAUGUCGGCGUUUAUGUGGAUAUCUGGGCCUUGGGGGUGCUUCUGUACUUCAUGGUGACCGGCACCAUGCCAUUCCGGGCAGAGACCGUGGCCAAACUGAAGAAGAGCAUCCUGGAGGGCACGUACUGCACGCCCCCGCACCUGUCGGAGCCCUGCCUCCGCCUCAUCCGGGGGGUCCUUCAGCCCGUACCCACCGACAGGUACGGGAUCGACUCCAUCAUGAACAAUGAAUGGAUGCAGGGGGUGCCAUACCCCACCCCUUUGGAACCUUUCCAGCUGGAUCCCAAGCAUUUGUCAGAGACCAGCACUCUCAAGGAAGAAGAAAAUGAGGUCAAAAGCACUUUAGAACAUUUGGGCAUCACAGAGGAGCAUAUUCGAAAUAACCAAGGGAGGGAUGCCCGAAGCUCCAUCACAGGGGUCUAUCGGAUCAUUUUACAUAGAGUCCAAAGGAAAAAGGCUUUGGAAAGUGUCCCAGUAAUGAUUCUACCAGACCCUAAAGAAAGGGAUAUAAAGAAAGGGUCCCGUGUCUGCAGAGGCAUAAGACACACAUCCAAAUUUUGUUCAAUUUUAUAAAUUGCAUUAGAUGACUGGUAAUCAAUUAACCAAGAGCAUUGUCGCUGCUUUUAAAUUUUUUCAUGGACAACUUGGGUGAAGACGUUUUUGUAAUUUUUAAAUAAAUUUAAGACAAGGGUUUUUCUCCUCAAAAAGUGUAUUAGCUCAGAUUCUGGCUUGCUCUGCUGUCUUGUUCUCAAACUCUAGCAUUCAUUCAUUUAAUCAAGAAAUACAUAUCCAAUGCCUCCUAUGUGCCAGGCACUGUUCAAGGUGCUGGGGAAAGAGCAAAGAUGUAGUAAGCCAGGUUCUCCCUCUCCUAUGCAAGCUAUUCCAGUGCUGGACAAAGACACUACCAUGAAAUCAUCUCUUAAAGGAAAACGUUAGAUAGUUAUAGCUGCUACACUGAGAAUUCAAAUAGGGUAACCUGAUGAUAGAGGCUUGCUGCUUUGCAUUAGAUCAUUAGGGGAGGCCUCUUUGAAUAGAUGACAGUCUGAAAUCUGAAUGAGACUCUUGAAAAGCAGGCCAAGAGCAUUCCAGGCAGCCAGGUGUUUUACUCUGGGUUCCUCCCAAACAGAGCCUAAGACAAGGCUCCAUGUAGAGCAGUUUAUUUGGGAAGUGAUCCUAGAGAGCAAGAUUGCCAGACAAGGGAGAGGACCAGGGAAAGCCGAUGAGAGUUGGCCAGUGGUACAGGUACUGGUGUCAGUCUUGCAGGGUCCUGUCCAGGGUACAAAAGGAGAAAGAAGGCAUUUAUCCAUUGGUUCCUGUUCACCACUGGGCAAGAGUGGCCCCACAGUUUCACCUGCCUGCACUUUCAGGUCAUGCUGUAAGUACCUCGCUACCCAGUGGUGCGACUGGGAAGAACAUUUAACGGCAGAUUAUGCCGUUUGAGGAGUGCCGAAUAGGUUCCCUGUGCUUCCCAUGCUUUAGUGUCAGAGAAGCUUUGGAGCAGGAAGUAAGAGGUACACAGCACUGGCCUUAGAUAAGAUGCAGUCAGGUGUGACCUGGGUGAAGCCAUCCAGACUUGCAUGGAAUUGGUUACUGCGUCAGUGGCUGAAAGGAGAAUUGUGGCAGAGAGGCUGCGAAGUGGUACUGAGGAGCUACCUGAUGCAGCCCACCCCAGGCUCUGUCAGAUUCCUCCCAUGUUAAAUCCGUUGCAGAGGCAUCUCCUUCCAGGGGGAUGGGACCUGGAAGGACUUAAUGCGGGGGCUCAGGAGAACAAGCUGCAGCUGUGGUUCUCAGGUUCUGGGGCAUCAGCAUCGCCUGGAGGGCUCGUUAAAGCGCACAUGAGGUCUGACUGCACACCUGGGAUGGAGCCCAGGCUCUGCCUUUCUGACGAGCCCCUCAAUGCUGCUGCUGCUGCAAGUCAGGCACCGCACUUUAACGACUGAGCUUGCUCGCCACUGCAACUGGUGCUGGACUGUCCCCCCUCCCCAUCACCCAUUCCGAAGUCCCUCACCUUGGACCAGCACUUCAGCUGGUCUAGAUCAGGUAAGUAGGACACAGACUUCGACCAUCAUGGGACCUGAGACCUUAGCUGCCUUGCCCUGUCAGGCUGUGGCUGCUGCCAUGGCCUGCUCUCUGUUUCCACGAGGCCCGAAGGUGGCAGUCCAGUGAAUCUCUUGGGCUCCAGACAUACUCCUCUUUAGCUCCUUAUGAUAAUCCAGGUCAAUUAUCUGCCCCAGUACAAUAGCCCCUUCCUUGCCUGCUCAUCCACUGGCACGGAGAUCGCACAGGGACCAUGCGGUGUUUUUAGAAGUCAAGUCACCUUACCCUUACCAGGUCCCCUGCCCCUGGAAGCAAAACUUCUAAUCAAUCUGAGCCUAGGUUGUAGGAGACAAGUUGUCUUGC
Molecule: messenger RNA, 3138 nt
Organism: Manis javanica (Malayan pangolin)
Lineage: Eukaryota; Metazoa; Chordata; Mammalia; Pholidota; Manidae
Gene: NIM1K
Product: NIM1 serine/threonine protein kinase
Biological process (GO): intracellular signal transduction; protein phosphorylation; microtubule cytoskeleton organization
Cellular component (GO): cytoplasm
Molecular function (GO): ATP binding; tau-protein kinase activity
Source: RefSeq, a predicted model, not a curated record